UGUGAGACGGCCGUGUGCGCUCGUUGCGUUCGCCACACAGCAACCGACAGACGGCGGGACCGUAUUGUGCUCGUUCGUUUGACGGUGCAUUCCCGGUCGCUCGGGGACACUCGAAUCAUUUUCGUUCCGGCGUUUGAGCGUACAGCACACGCGGGCAUGUAACCGUGCGCGUUCGAGAUAUAUCCCUUUAAGAAAAGCCAGUGAAGGUGUUGUGUGUGAUAAACCUCAGGAAGGGACACAAUCGUGUUGAUCAAUUAUUAUCCUGCUUUAGUGAGAUAUAAAACAAAGCGAAAGAAGAAAAAAAAAACACAACCGUAAUCGGAUACGCUCGGCUCGGAAUUGAAAAUAUUAAAACAAAAGAAAUUAAAAAAUAUAUGUGUUGAAAAAAUUGCCAAUCCCGGAAUAAGAAGGUUAUGGUGGAGAUGUGAAGUGCCCCAUUUGGAAAUAAUGGUAUAGCCAAAGCAUAUGAUCGCUAUAUAAAUCCAACCACACCACACAAAGUGCAGUAACAGUGAGAAUAAAAACAGAAAGUGGUGCUCUACAAUCGGAAGUCGCGUGUCAAUUUCAGCCACAGAGCUCUGUUGUUGCUCUCUCCCGUGGCGUGGAAAUACUUUCGGUUUUUUUUUGGUUUUCUGUGUGUUGUCUUCUCCCAAAAUAUUGUGCACGUGCAACGGAUGCGUGUGUCCCGUUUUGGAUGAUCCCGUUUCGUCAAAGCUUUCGAACGUCUCCUCAGCUAUAUACACCGUAAAUGUGUUUACCAUUGUGAAGUGUUUAUCACUGUGCGUGUGUGUGUUUGGUUCAGUACACAACAGUAGUAGAGCAUUGUUAUAUAUCGCUCGGUAACGUCAAACACGCUUUGUAACGUGGUUUUCCUCGUGUGAAAAAUCGUUCGGGUGCUUUUGUUACUUUUUGACCAUUCCACCACACAGAAGAGUGUUUGAGUUCGGUCCGGUUGUGAACGGGUGCAUGUGCGUGCUUGGUGGAGUGACUGUUAAACUACUCCUUCCUAACGGCCUACCUAACGGGGCAAGGUCGACGGCGGCAUUGAUCGGAUAAGACAAAAACGGGUUUCGAAACAACCCGUCUGUCCAGUGUGUGUGUGUGUGUGUGCAGUGACGCAGGGUUAAGUGUUUGUGUGUGAUUUUGCACGUGUCUGCACGUUGACUAAAAAAGAGUUUUCCGAAAAAACGUGCAACUUGCCAACAAUUUGUGUGUUGUGCUAGUUAGAAGCAGUAAGAAAAAUCACACACCGCAGCCUCCAACUCAGUUGGCUGUGUUUUAUAACGCCACGCGCGUAACGCCGUCACCGUAACGUUAGUAACGGGUGUGUGCGAUAUAGAAAUUUGAAAAGUGAAUGAAUUUAGAGCGUGAACUAGAAACGGAAAACGCGUGAGUAAAUGCGUGUCUGAGAAAGUGUCUACUCGCGUACGUGUGCGUGCGUGUGCGUGUGUGUAGUGCGGAAGGAAGGAAUAUUCUUCAUUCAUCUUCACAUCACAUAGUUGACGAUUCGUCCUCAUUUAAUCGCGUUGCGUGAGUGUUGGUGUGUUUGAAUGUUUGCACCGUAAGCUGCAAAACUCGAGCAAUCGUAAAUCAGUAUAACAAGCGUAUUAGUGAACAAAGCUCCUCGGUUCGGUGCGAUCUUCGCGCUAAGUGCUUUCGUAUCGUAUAGUGGUGUGGGAGCUUAAUCGCAGCUUCACCGCGAAAAAAAAACACCAUCAUCGCCAUGACCCUGCCAACCAACAGUACGUCUACCGUGGCCGAGGACGACUCGGAUAUGUUUGGGCCACCGCAUUCCUCGCCACCGAUCCGCCGCAACCGUCCGAAGGUGCCGAUGAUCUCGCCACAGCUCAAACAGCGUGAGGUGCGCAAACGGAUCCUGCAGCUGUGCGUGCACAAGCUGGAACGCAUCAAGGACUCGGAGCGCAACCUGCGCCGAUCGGUGUGCAUCAAUAACACGUACUCGCGUCUCACCGAUGACAUACGGCGUGAGAAACAGCACAAGCUCCUGAUGCUCUCCAAUCUCGCCAAAUCCAACGAUAGUAACCGAAAGCAGCUCGAUGAGGACGAUGUGUCGUCGGAGGAUUGCAUUAACAACAAUAUUACCAAUGCCAACAACAAUAAUCACCAUCACCACCUUCACCAUCAUCAUCACCAUCACCUGCAUCAUCACGGCAGCAGUAACUGCAGCGACGAGCUGGGCGAGUUUGUGCACAACAAUGAAAACAUGAACAACAACUGUCAGCUGCAGCAUAAUCAUAAUCUAUCCUCGCAACACCACCACAACCACCUCAACCACCAUCAGCAUCUGCAGGCCCUGCACCAACGGUUGUCUCAGUCCCACCAUCUACAUCCAGCGGCGUCCGUACAUCAGCAAACAGCAAAUAACAGCACCGGAACGGACGUGUGCAACGGAACAACCGCGGCUUCCAAUUCCAUCGCUAGCAACACCUCCGCCCUUUCGGAUUCCACCGGCACUACCAGCCCGGACGCGGACCGACCUUCACAGGUGAGCCAAAGAAAGUCAUCCUCGGUCGAGACGGAUCUGGAGACGCUCGAUCGCGAACUGUGUGCGCUGGACGCCGCAAUGCCGCUGGUCGAUCCGGAGAUAACGCAGGGAGCGGAACAGCUCGAGCAGGCGAUGGUGUCACGCAAGCGCAAGUUUGCCUCGAUCGACGACGACGACAGCGAUCGGUUGGUGCGGGAAGCCUUGUCGCAGAUCUAUUUCCCCAGUGCGGGCCGACUGCUUACCGGGAUCGACGACUGUCCACCGGCGACGGACAAUGGUACCGGUGUGGAGCGAUCGGUCAAUGGUGACGAUGGGUCACACGACGGAGAAUGUAUCAUCUCAUCCAAGCGACCAAAGAUCGGUGAUCUGCUGGAACAUCAUCAGAGCCAGCAGCAGCAGCAGCAGCAGUUGCAUUCCUUCUCGCAUCCCUUCCUGCACCCGUUCCAUCCACUGCCGGAUCUGGCCGGGUUCGACUAUCAGGUGCACCAUCACCACCAGAAGGAGUUCGAGGUGAUCAUGGAUGCGUUACGGCUCGGCGUUAGUAAUGGCGGUGCAAUGGCGGCGGCAGCCGUCGUCGCAGCCACUUCAGCGGCCGGUGCAGCGGCUGCGGCAGCGGCAGCAGCGGCAGCCGCCGCAGCCGCCACCGGUAACGCAACCGGAACCGCGAUGGGUUGUGGCGUUACCGGAAGUGCGGCCGGAAAUGGUGCAGUGGCAGCGGCAACCAACGUUACCGGCACGAACGCUUCCUGCAACGGUAGCGUUGGGGGUGGUGUGGAUUCCUGCGGCCAGGCAGCCAUGCUGAUGGGUACGGAUGGUGGUGCCAGCGUGUUCCACAAUCUCGUCGUUACGUCGCUGGAAACUUGAAAGUAGGCCGCCGACACAACGGCACGCUCGGUGCGUGUGUGCGAAUGGCUGCUUUAGUAGUGUGGUGUGGUAGUAGUAACAGUAGUAGUGGGUAGUAGUCACAGUUGCGGCACCACACACAGUGUGUGUGUGUGCGCGCACUUCCCAUCCUCCAUAACGUUAACGUAAUUCUUAAUUUAUUUGCCCUAAAACUACGCAUAAGGGGUUCCGUGCGAAGAAGCAACAAUGUGCACAUUGGAAGGGAAAUUGAUUUCACUUUUUUUUACUUCGCGUUUUCACCUGGCGGGGUGUGCAAUGAUAACGCAUUCACACACAGCCACACACACACACACACACAUUUAAACUCAAUAAGCACAUUGGAUGAGAGGAGGAAAUAUGGUGCGUUCCAAACAAUAGAAACAAAAAAUGUCAAAGUGUGUUUCUCCCCAAGCGCCAUCUUACAGUUGACGUUUGUCCAUUUUCCACACUGAGACAUGGUGUGCAUGCGUGUGUGUGUGUGUGCUUGUGUAGCUCCAAUGAUUUGCUUAAAAACGCCUAAGAGAAGGAACGACCGUUUGCGUCACAUUAGACAAUUUUAUUUAGUUCAAGUUUAGUUCAAAACCCCCAAAACACAAGCGUUGUAGAACGACUGUUGUUUCUGCUGUUUCUUCUGUGCGCUCAUGCAUGUUCGGUUCGGUUUUUGUGUUAGGGAAAAUUUUAUUUUAAUUUCAAACAAACCACCAAAAUCAUGCAAAAACCGAACGCGCAACGUAUUGUGGAAGACAAGCAAGCAAACAAACAAACAAGAAAAAGCGUAACGUUUAGGUUAAUUUUAUCGUAAUUAGUUAUGUUAUUCAUUUUUAGUAAUAUUAUUCUUAUUAUUUGCAAACUAUCAGGUCACUUUGAACACUUUUCUUAUCGUUCCCAUCCUCUUCCCUCAUUCCCAAUGCUCCUCCUACUCAAAGGAAACUAAUCAUUUAUUUUUUACGCAAAUUGUCAAAGUUUUCGCAUUUCACCACAAGCUGGAUUGAUUUGACUGAUUAUCGUUGUCGCCCAUUUUCCGCAAAUGAACGUAUGUUGCAAUAGUGUCGGGAAAUGGUGUAAUAUAGUAAAACGCGUAGUGAACAAAAUGUGCAAAUAUUCAAGUGCAACAACAAGAGACACACAAGAGCCAAAACAAAAAAAAAAGGAAAACCCCAACGGAAUAAUGUGGGUGAACAAAGUGGAAAACAGACAUACCAGAGCGAGAGAUUUGAGCGAGCGUCAUUUCUUCCUUCCCUUGAUUACCUGCCAAUCAAACAGUUUGUGACAUUGCUGUGCGUUGUUGUCCUAAUUCUAUCUAGAUUACCAGAUAGGAGAGGUUUAGUUUUGGGGCUCGGUUAGUAUUUGCAUUUUUUCCCAUUUCUUUCCUUCAACCUUCAUUUACUGCCAUCGGGUGAAAAUCACGCACAGUUGUAUGUAAUGGAAUUCGUUUCCGGUAAGUUUAUCUUCCCUAGUCCGACGGUGUCGAGACACAGACACUUUGGCCCACUCUUGGCCGCUGUGUGUUGGUUCGGGGAGGGCGGCCGGCAGGAGGUUGUGAUGAUGGGUAGCCAUCGUUUUUUCUUCUGUAUUUCGUUUUGAGACCGUCUAACGGUCAUCACGCAACACAACGGUGCCAGCUACCAGCUAGUUUGCGGCUAGCCUCCGUCGCAGGUGCGUCAUGUGAGCGAGCCAACCGCACCAGCCAUGAAAAAGCCCGAACGUGCAAGACAAAGUGAGACAUGAAAUAAGUGAAAGUGGCAAGGCACAAGGCCCCACCACUACGAACGAGAGUGGCUUGGGUAGCAAAAGGAGAAAAGAAAUAGGGGUGAAAAAAAAAUGCCAGAUUUAAAUCGCACCCAUCGUUUCGCGCUACGAUGUUUACGAGCGUUGAGACUGGCACACAGUGGGAAGAGGUGUGUGCUGUACGUAUGUAUGUGUGCUCCCCCUCACCCCUUUUAAGGCUAUUUCUUUUGGGGCGGGUGAUUUUGUUGCUUACCGUGUCUUUGCUUAGACACUACAAACCUAUUCCGAUAGUUGGUGGCUCCAUCUAGUGGCAAUCGUGUAGAUAAACGUCCAAGUCUACUAUGAUGCUUAUCUGUCACUUGUUCUCGUGCGGAUUAAUUGUCACCUAGUGUCACUACGCACUGUGCUGGUGGGUGGGAACAUUUUGGGUGUGUUUAAUUCUCUUUCUUGCAAAACUUUUAUCUUAUUUCUGUUUUUUUGUUGUUGCUAAUAGUAACAACAAAGUAACGAAAUAACAGCUUUCAAACAGUGGUCCAAGCGUUGUAGUCGGGUCACCAAGACUGACAGAAGUGUUUGAAUGAAGUGUUUUAAUGCUACAUUCUUUUUCUUCUACUAUGUUUAACUAUACGUGCUUCUACUAGUCCGUUAUACUUUUUGCAAUAUUAUUUAUCACCCUUUGCAUACCCACACGUGUACGCAAACAUAGCACAUGUUGCAUGAGUGCGUUUGCUGGUGUUGUUAGCUUCUUCCAUCUCUUUUACUAUUAGUUUUGAAGUUUUUACCACCGUAAAUUACUUCCACUGCCACUCUGCCGUAGAAAACAAAUUCCAAACUACGACUCUUCCUUAUCCCCUUCCCUUCCUUUUCUUGUUUGAAGGGUUUACCGGCUUCCUCUUCCCCGUAAGCUGCUCUAGAAUGAUGGAAAGACGGUAACGGUGUGAAGAGACGAUAAUAUACCGUUUUGUGCAUUGGCGUCGUAGUGUGGCCGACGGAGUCUUGCUGUUGUUUGGUGUGCAAUUCGUAACGUUUCGAUUUUUUCCCCCCAAGUUGUUUUGUUUUCCUCUCCCUUUUCCUAAUCCCCCCCCCCCCCCCGCCUCAUUAUGCCUUUCUUUAUCUUCUCUCUCUCUCUCUUUUAUUUUCCACUACGUGCAAUGCGAUGUGUUUCCAUCGUUGACUGUGCUCUGGUCCCUGUUGGGUUGAAAGUUUUCUCAUUCGUUUUUCCUUUUUUUUGUUUUGUUUUUUUUUUGCUUUUCUUUUUAAGGUAAUUUUUCCCCGUUAUUUUCUGGUCCAUCGACAGCCGACGAACGCGGUGGAGCUUUUUGAAUGUUUCGAUUGAUUUUGUUGUUAUUGUUCGCCCAUCGCCCUUCUGGGUUUUCUGUUUCCCCCUUUCGCUUUUCUUUUUACGGCGUUAUCGUGAGGUUGGGACGAGCUGUUAAAGCAACCCCAACACGAAGCAACUGGUGUGUGUGUGUGUGCGCCUUCGUGCGCACAUAAGAGAUUGUUUCAUGUUUCUCGAAAUGUUUCGUUGCGCUUUGUGCUUUUUUAUGAUAUGCUUCCCUUUUUAUACACCCAUUUGUUUUUUUUUGCACCACCAACAAUGAAUGGUUCUAUUUUGUACUGUUAAUGUAUUUAAAUCUUAUGUUUUUUUCAAAACAUUGAUUAAAAUUGUUAGUGGCCAAAACGAAAUUCUGAUAGAAAGCAGCAACUAUGGAAAAGGGGAUGGGUAAGAAAAGGCAAAACACAUUUGUCUCUUCAUUUUAAGGGCAGGAGAACUAGAAACAAACCUAAAACCAAAACAAUGACAAAACCAAUUGGAAUAUGAAAUGCGCCCGAAACGCAAGCAAGUUAAAUCAAACUAAGUUGUACAGUGGAAUAGCAAACUCGAAGCGGGCGAAGUUUGCGAGAGUUGGUAGUGUAAGCAAAACAAACGAGAACACUUGUGCCGAUAAAGAAUUUAACGGAAAAAACGCUUUAGGCAAGCUCUUCAUUUUGAACUUAGCAAGUUAAGAGAUGAGUUAAAGAAGUCGUGUAAAAAACAACAACAAAAACAAAAACUUAACAAACAUCCAACAAAGAUGGUGUACAGUUGUAAUACCAAUUGGGCGUGGUACUAUCUAAGGUGAUAGUGUUACACACCACUCGUUAACACUCGCGGGCAGAAUGUUCCGGCUUCGGUUUCCCUUUUUGUUUAGUUUGCACUUUAGCAGCGAAUCGAAGCAAUCGCGCAUAAACAUUAGCUUAACAAAACUACCCACAAAAAGCACACAAAUAAUAUUUGUAUAAAACAAAAAAAAUAAAACCAUUGUAGGCAAGUAGUGAUAAUCAAGUAGCAAAAGGAUAAGCAAACGGUUAAACAUACUGAGCACAUUCAUACGGACACAAAGAUGAAACAUCAGGAACAAAUACUCUCUUUACAAGAAGAAAGGAUACAGUAUAGUUACAAACAACAACAAAAAAAUAACACACAAAAAAGCAUUCGCAUCGAGAAGUGGCCUCUUUCCUACACGAGUACAUCGCUAGCCGUAACGCAGGUAAUGUGCUGGUAAUGGGGAAGAAAAACAAAUUGUUAAAGAAAAAACAAAAACCUUUAACCGGGCGGGUAAUGAAGAAAACAAGGUUUUAUAAGUUAGUGUUUCGCUAGGGAAAAAAGAAAGAAAAAAAAAUCAACCAAGUACUGUAACGGAAACAAAACAAAGAAAAAGAUAAACAAAAACAACAAAAACCCAGAACAACAUGCAAACAACAAAAAGAAACACUAAAAUAUUACAACGGGGAGGGAAGAUAAGAAAUGAAAGUAAACAAAAACUGUGAUAUUAGCCGAUAAGCAAGCAAGAAACAAACAAAAAAGUGACUCUUAACCACAUACAGCGUAGAGAGACAGAGAAAGAGAAAGAAAGAGAAAGAAAAAAGAAAAGAAAUAAAAUAGAAGCGUGUGUGUGUGUUAAUGGAAGACAAAGAAGCAGUGAAAAACGAGCGCAAGAAAGCGAGUUUUAACGAGGAAAGGACCAUAACCACCAUUCACCACCACUAGCGCGCGGGCGCCAUGCGUAAAUGGUGCAAAAGUUUUGCGUGGGGAAAAGUGGCACGAUUUUGUGCACAAAAUGUUUCUAAAGCCCGCAAAAUCAAUGUGCAUGCAUCCGUUGCAUUAACGGUGUAAAGAAACAAUUAAAAACCACUAUUAAAAUUUACCAAUCGGCAGGACAAAUGUACUACUACAACUACUAGCGAAGUAUGAAGAACAUUAUGCAGCCGGUAAAAAAAAAACAAAUGUAUAUUAAAUGAGAGGAAGAAUGGAAAAACAAUGAAAAACAGAACAAAAAAAAAAAAACACAUAAAAAAGAUAAUUAAAAAAUAUAACAAAAAACAUGAACAAAGAAUUAUUAAGACAAAACACACGACACGAUC
Messenger RNA from Anopheles funestus (African malaria mosquito), 8521 nucleotides. Its product is annotated as centrosomal and chromosomal factor. Bases 1724 to 3370 code for a protein of 548 amino acids. NCBI's taxonomy places the organism in Eukaryota, Metazoa, Arthropoda, Insecta, Diptera, Culicidae. The record is from RefSeq and is a predicted model, not a curated record. The transcript is spliced from 2 exons.